Stegodyphus dumicola is the source of this 647-nucleotide messenger RNA. RefSeq lists its product as uncharacterized. NCBI's taxonomy places the organism in Eukaryota, Metazoa, Arthropoda, Arachnida, Araneae, Eresidae. The record is from RefSeq and is a predicted model, not a curated record.
UUGUAACCAGUAAACAGAAGUAAUGAAAAUUGCAAUAGUUAAUAAGCUGAUCUUCUCAGCUUCGAUUUUUCUUUAUUUUUUGUGUAGAUUGACGGUUUCAGGAUUGGAAGAUGGAGUCGGUAAUAUGUCAGAAGAAGAAGUCGGCAGUUGCUGGUACGCUAUUACAUGUAAAUUAGGAGAAGAAGCACAUAAGAAAUCUAUGUCUUGUUCUGAGACUGUUUCAGAAAACGAACUUCUAAAAGCGUUUGAAUGGUACAAAGAAUUCGAUCCUCCAAUUACAUAUAAAUCUGAGAAUGUAGAUGACCGCAUGAGGCAAUUGUGUGAAAGUGAUCCUCAGACACAAGAUAGAUAUUUCCAAUUCUUUAUACAGCGUUUUAUCGAUAUGAUGUCGGAUUACUGUUACAACCCUCUCAAGCAAGAUUUAUGCAAGAGGUGGACUUUAGUAAAAGAAUGUUCUGAAGCCUUAAUUGUAGAAUACUACAGUAGAAAAGAAUGUGUAAAUUUGUGAAUACCCGGCCUUGUAAAAGACUUGUUCAACAUCAAGAAACAUCAAAGGAUGAUUUCACAUAUUCUGUAAAAUUUCAAUAUAAUAUUGGAUAUCUUUGAAGUAAACUUUAAUUAAAUAAAAAUAAAAAUUUUAAAUCAAA